GGUGUAUGGUCUAGUGCCGAUGAAUCGAUGCACUGACUGCCCACGGACUGCGCCACUGAAGCGGUUGACUUCGAAGGAGGAGAAGAAUGGGAACUUUGGGCGCGAGUUCGUCAAAUGCGAGAGCAAGCCGGAGGGGCAGAUCGUGAAGAAAUGCCACCAUUUCGAGUGGAUGGAUGAUUACAUCCAGAGGCUUCAAGGGUUGGGCUUGCUGGAUUCGAGGGGGAAUGCAAUCCGCGAGUUCAAUCUGCCCCAUGACAGUGCCGCUCCGGCAGCAGCAGCGCGUCCGGAAUACCCGACGAUGGUAGAUGUCAAACUGAAGACGAAAUUGAAGAAGAUGAACAAGAACUUCAAGCAGCUGAUUGCGUUGAAGAAGCAAUCCAAUCUGAUAGCUUUAGGAAUACUUGCUCUAGGAAUUUUUUACUUGAUGGCCAUCUCUCGUUAG
Molecule: messenger RNA, 442 nt
Organism: Aegilops tauschii subsp. strangulata
Lineage: Eukaryota; Viridiplantae; Streptophyta; Magnoliopsida; Poales; Poaceae
Source: RefSeq, a predicted model, not a curated record